AUGGCGUCGCCGGCCGUUUCUGUGGUCUGUGUGGGCAUGGCAGGCUCCGGAAAAACAACAUUCAUGCAAAGAAUCAACUCAUAUCUUCACUCCGAAAACAACAUUCCUUACGUGAUGAACCUCGACCCCGCAGUUCAUUCCGUGCCUUUCGAAAGUAACAUUGAUAUUCGAGACUCCAUCAACUACAAAGAAGUGAUGAAGCAGUACAACCUGGGGCCAAACGGUGGCAUCUUGACGUCUCUGAACUUGUUUGCGACGAAAGUGGACCAGAUCAUAGCUUUACUUGAGAAGCGCACGACUCCAAAUCCCGAGACUCCCGAUGCGAAGCCGAUUGAACAUAUCCUGGUCGACACUCCGGGUCAGAUUGAGGUAUUUGUCUGGAGUGCAUCAGGCAGCAUUUUCUUGGAGACGUUGGCCUCGUCUUUCCCAACUGUGAUCGCAUAUAUUAUCGAUACCCCGCGUGCGAGCUCUACAAGCACUUUCAUGAGUAACAUGCUUUACGCAUGCAGUAUCCUCUACAAGACUAAGCUACCAAUGAUCCUGGUCUUCAACAAGACCGAUGUUAAGGAUGCUGAAUUUGCUAAGGAGUGGAUGACCGACUUUGACAAAUUUCAAGCGGCCUUGCGUGAAGAGGAGGAAGCCGGCACGUUCGGUGGUGAAGGUGGUGCCGGCGGAUUUGGCGCCGGCAGCGGCUACAUGGGCUCCUUGCUGAACAGCAUGAGUCUCAUGUUGGAAGAGUUCUAUCGGCACCUGAGUGUCGUUGGUGUCAGUUCUAUGACUGGUGAUGGAGUGGACGAGUUCUUCGAGGCCGUCGAAACGAAGCGCCAGGAAUUCGAGCGUGACUACAAGCCCGAACUUGAGCGAAAGAAGAAGGAGCGUGAAGAGCAAAAGUCAACUCAGCGGGAAAUGGAGCUUGGCAGACUCAUGAAGGACAUGUCCGUCUCCAGUUCGUCCAAGAAUCGCAAGGGUCCAGAGACUGGGCCAGAAACAGUCAGCGAGGCGGAAGAUGAGGAGGAGGACGAGAUCAUCAAACGAGGCUUGGCAGAUGGAGAGGACUUCAGUGACGGAGAUUAUGAUUAUGAUUAUACACCCGAUGCCGGUGACGAUGAAGGCCUAUCGGAUCGGUACAAGGAAGCUCUGUCGGGCUCCCAAAGCGGUCCCUCCGACGCUGACGGCAGCUUUGCGAGAUACUUGCAGGCUAACAACAUGAACCAGUCAUGA
Molecule: messenger RNA, 1221 nt
Organism: Penicillium diatomitis
Lineage: Eukaryota; Fungi; Ascomycota; Eurotiomycetes; Eurotiales; Aspergillaceae
Product: putative ATP binding protein
Exons: 2
Coding region: 1-1221 (406 amino acids)
Molecular function (GO): GTPase activity
Source: RefSeq, a predicted model, not a curated record